AUGACCACUGGUAAAAGGUUAGAUCGCCGAACCAUUGUGACGGUUUGCCUUGUGGCUGCUUGCCUGCAGUGCAACCGAAGGAGGAGCCUCCAAUGGGGCGAAGUGCUGCUUUACAUAAAACUGAAAAGACCUGACGCAUUCUCCACUCCCCCGUGUUCCACACCCUUCUUGCCUGGUGAUAGAAAGCUAACCCGCAUGCACUGUGCUAGGUUCAUUCUUUCAUAG
Bipolaris victoriae FI3 is the source of this 225-nucleotide messenger RNA. RefSeq lists its product as hypothetical. NCBI's taxonomy places the organism in Eukaryota, Fungi, Ascomycota, Dothideomycetes, Pleosporales, Pleosporaceae. Bases 1 to 225 code for a protein of 74 amino acids. The record is from RefSeq and is a predicted model, not a curated record. The transcript has a single exon.